AUGCUCCGUCGCGCAGGUCUCUUCACCUCGACCGCGGUGUUGUUGGAAAAGACGCACGGCGGACUGAAGAACAAGGACCACAUUUUUGUAAAUUUGUACGAUGACUUCGGCACCGACGUGGCCAGCGCGGAGCGGCAGGGUGACUGGUACUGCACGAAGGACCUGCUGCUGAAGGGGCACGACUGGGUGAUUGCGGAGACGAAGGCAAACGGGCUGUGGGGGCGCGGGGGCGCCAGCUUCCCGUCCGGUCUCAAGUGUUUUUUUUUUUAUGCCAAAGGUGAAGCCGGACGGGCUCCCCAGCUAUACCUCGUUGUAAAUGGCGACGAGUCCGAACCUGGGAUCUGCAAAGACCGUGAGAUCAUGCGGCACAGGCCACACAAGUUCGUGGAGGGCGCCCUCAUUGCCGGAUUUGCGAUGCGGGCGCGCUACGGCUACAUCUACAUCUGCGGCGAGUUCUACAACGUGUGGCGCAGCGUAGAGCGGGCGAUCCAGGAGGCGUACGCCAAGAGGCACCACCUGGGCAGCAAUGCGUGUGGCAGCGGGUACGACUUUGAUCUCUACACCCACCGCGGCGCUGGGGCGUACAUCUGCGGCGAGGAGACGGCGAUGAUCUCGAGCCUCGAGUGCUGCCCUGGGAAGCCGCCGUUCCCAGCCAACGUGGGCCUCUACGGCUGCUCCACGACGGUGACAAACGUGGAGACUGUCUCCGUCGCCCCAACGAUACUCCGCCGCGGGCUGCAGUGGUUCGCGUCUUUUGGGCGCAAAAACAACGCCGGCGUGAAGUUUUUCUGCAUAUACGGUCACGUGAACCGCCCGUGCACGGUGGAGGAGGAGAUGAGCAUGCCGCUGCGCGACCUCAUUGAGCGCCACGCAGGCGGGGUGUGGGGCGGGUGA
Messenger RNA from Trypanosoma rangeli, 894 nucleotides. RefSeq names its product NADH-ubiquinone oxidoreductase, mitochondrial. Lineage: Eukaryota; Euglenozoa; Kinetoplastea; Trypanosomatida; Trypanosomatidae. The coding region runs from base 1 to 894 and encodes 297 amino acids. The record is from RefSeq and is a predicted model, not a curated record. The transcript has a single exon. Gene Ontology annotation, biological process: mitochondrial electron transport, NADH to ubiquinone.